AUGGUUAGCGGCUUCGGCCAAGCUCAGAUGCUGGCCUUUGUGCCUUACGACUUCAAGUCCAAGAACGAGGACUACGCUCGAUAUUCCUUCAAGCUAGAGAACAUAGCGCCUGGUGGCGCCCGAUCGCGCGUGGGGAUCAUCACCUGCUGCGACGCGCGGUGUAGUCCAGACCAUUUCUUCCAGCUGGACGAGAAUGAGGUCUUCGUCAUCCAAAACGGAGGCCGGAGGACUGCCAGCGACGACGUUGUGAGGACGCUUGCGGGUCUCGAGAUUGCAACCGAGAUACGGGAGUUGAGAGCGAUUCAUCAUACAGGAUGUGGCGGUCUCAAGUACGCCGACGAGUGGAUUAAGCGACGAUAA
Messenger RNA from Cladophialophora yegresii CBS 114405, 360 nucleotides. RefSeq lists its product as uncharacterized. Bases 1 to 360 code for a protein of 119 amino acids. The transcript is spliced from 2 exons. Gene Ontology annotation, molecular function: carbonate dehydratase activity; zinc ion binding. Lineage: Eukaryota; Fungi; Ascomycota; Eurotiomycetes; Chaetothyriales; Herpotrichiellaceae. The record is from RefSeq and is a predicted model, not a curated record.